AUGAAUAACGCCGACUCGCUGGUCGACUGCUGCAAACAGUGGUCAAAGUAUCCCCGCAACUUGCUGCAGCCGUGCCACAGACAGAGUGUACUGAAUGAUUACCGGUCGCGCCUCGACAAACCAAAGACGAAGCUUUUUGAUGCCAAUCGAGAAAACAUACACUUCCUCGAGCCUAACGGAUUUUUUUCAGGGUACAAGGAAACGGCAAUCGCCGGUCCAGCCGAUCUCGAGAAGCAUCUUGGACCGAACGGCGAAGACCCCCAUUAUUGUAUGAUCUUUAUUGAAUCCAGAAAUUCGCGAUCGCCAUUAAACUGCUCCCACCAAAGCUUCUGCUACCUAUCGACAUUUUAUCAGAUUCCUGUCAGCUUCCUGGACUUUCUGUUUUCUUUCGGCCAAAGCACGGAACCCUUGGACUAUCAUAUGACUGGCUUUGAUGGGUCUGAUACCCUUGAUACCCCACAAAGCGAGAUUCUCCAAAUUCCCAAGCUUGGGCGUUCUGGUCGGGAGCACACCGUGCAGUACCUCCUGCGCUCCGUCGAGAAGUCUACAGAGAGAGGUCAGGUAGUCUGGCAUAUUCGUCAAUUGGCUGUUCAUCACAAAUUCGACUUCAUUACCGGGAAAUCAUUUUGGCUCAGCAUCAAAGCCAACUCUGUCGUACAAGAAAGGCUCAAGGAAGCGAUCGCGGACAACCCAAAGUUCAACCCAGAACCUACAAGUAGAAUGGCAUCAUCUUUCGCAGCAACAUUGAUGACCAUUCUCGUGUAUCUUGAGUGGUGUGAUGAGUCUUGGCGAGAAUGCGUCAAUGAUCUAGAGGGAAAUAUACGCGUUGUGCUGAAAAGUGCAGAGACAGCAUCAGUUAAUCACCAGCCUGGUUUGCGUGCAUCUGCCAUGAGAUUCUCGACUAUCGGGACUGCUACUGCAGCAUUUGGCGAACCGGAAAAGUAUAGCCCACCGAGCCUUCGGCUUUUCAACGCAGGCUACGGUAUGGAAAAACCACUGGCGAAGUAUCUCCCCUCCGCUCUUGGCAAAUCAUUGCAGCAAACGAACGCAACCCCAUUGCUUCCUCUGGGGCCGAAGACCGCAGCAGUCCCAGGGACAGGUACUAACGAUGGUUUUUCUGAGCACCCCAGGAAAGUUCUUGAGACGUUCUCGGUAGAAAACUUGCAACAUCUCCAUUAUAUCGGCGGACAACUCGAAAAGUUCCGCUUGGUGAUGCUGCUGAACCGCCAGACAUUACGAGAUAUCUCUGAACACUACCAGGAUUUGACAAUCCGAGAAUAUUUCCCCUCAGAACACCGAGAAGAAUGUGACCGAAGUCUGAAUUCAUUCGCCCGGCGAGUGGAGCGCAUAAGACGAAAUUUGGAAAUUCGGGUCACGCAGCUUGAAGCACUGCGCACCUGCCUACAGGAGGGAAAGACACUGGUUGGGGUAAUACUGCAACAUCGCACCAUGCAGGCUGGCCGCAUUUCCACCGAGAGCUCCCACAGCCAGUCAGACAAGAUAGAACAAAUGUCAUACAAGGCAAAACGAGAGAAAGUGCCUAUGCAUAUAGUGGCAAUUGUCGCCAUAUUAUUUCUGCCUGGCACAUUUGUAUCUGGUCGAUUGGCUGGACUGUUCGAGAUGGACUCGUAUCAGUUGUUGAAGCGCAGCUGUGAGCAGUGGUCUACGUACCCGACUUAUUUGUUGCGGCCUGACCAGCGGAGGAACGCCCUUGAAAGUUAUCGCCUCGCCCUGGACGUGUCUGAGCGACAGCUUUUCCAGGCCAGUACUGAAGAUGUUCAUAUUGUCGAGCCGAGCGAUUCUCCAGAUGGCUAUGCUGAGCAGACGAUCGCGAACCCCUUUGCUUUGCGAAAACAUCUGGAGCAGAACCGCAAAGACCCCCAAGCUUCACUCAUCCUAGCUCUUAUCUGUUCCCAUUACCAGAUCCCAGCCAGCUUUCUGGAUUUUGUAUCUUCGUUCGGAUAUACCAGCGAGCCACAAAAUUAUCACACGACUGGAUUUGACAGCUACGACACCAUCGAGAACCCCCGAUCAAAUCUCCUGGAGAUUCAGCAGCUUGGCCGUUCUGGCUUGGAGCAUGGCGUGCAGUAUAUGCUCCGAUCUGUUGAAAAGUCAACUGAGGAUACGGGAAACAGAAAGUGGGAGAUUCGUCAGAUGGCUAUUCACCACAGAUACGACUUCGGCCACGGAAAGGCAUUGUGGCUAAAUAUCAAGAACGAUAAUGCUAUGUCUGAGAGGAUGAAGGAAGCAAUUGCCGAAGAUCCAGCCCUCAAUUCCGCUUUGAGUAAGGAUAUACCCGGUUCCUUUGCUGCAUCACUGCGGACACAUCUUGUGCAUCUUGAAUGGUGUGACAAUUCCUGGAGAGAGUUCAUCUGUGACAAAGAGGGUGAGAUCCGGAGGACAUUGAAAGGACUCAAGGCAGCUCAAAGCGGCAACAAACAUGAUGUCCACUCUUCUUCUCCUACAGAGCACGCUGGUAGUGGGAUUCAGGCUGAGACUCGCGAAACUGCUGGUCUGCAGCGCUCGGUAUCCUGGCGACUGGCUGAGGAGAUCGAGGACCUCGAUAAAUUUCCGUUCAGGGAAGCUGAAAAGCUUGAUUCACUUUUCGAGCGACUGGAGCAAUCGCUACUGGUCAUACAGUUAAACAUACAAACCUUGCGCGAUAUCUCAGAUCAUUACGAAAACCUGGCAACGCGCGAUAAUCUGCCAAGCGAGAUGGUGACAAGGUCCUUCUUCAGCGACUUGGACUCAUUUUCCCACCGGAUAAGUCGCAUCCAAAAGAACCUGGAAAUCCCUGUAACUCAAGUCAAGUCCCUAAUGUCCUGGCUACGGAAGGAAAGGGAAUUGUUUGAAGAAAUCAUGCGUUAUCGCAGCGUUCAAGCUAGUUGCUUCUUUACUAAGACUUCACAUCUUCACCUCGACAGGAUGCAGCAAAUUGCUCACAAGACCCAAGAGGACACGAUGUCUAUGCAUGUCAUAACCCUCGUCACGUUGGCGUUCCUACCUCGAGCCUUCGUAGCUGUAGGUUUAUCCGUUCUAGUGUACUGGGAGAAGCACUAA
Fusarium subglutinans is the source of this 3060-nucleotide messenger RNA. RefSeq lists its product as uncharacterized. The coding region runs from base 1 to 3060 and encodes 1019 amino acids. The transcript is spliced from 8 exons. The record is from RefSeq and is a predicted model, not a curated record. NCBI's taxonomy places the organism in Eukaryota, Fungi, Ascomycota, Sordariomycetes, Hypocreales, Nectriaceae.